CCAGCUCUUACUCUUUUUCCGAUUCUUAUUGCUUGUUGAUAUGCAGAGCAACAAUGAACGCAAGUCAGUGGCUACAGUCUCUUCCAUCCUUCUAUAAAUGCACCAUAUGUGCUACUGCAAGAAAUCACAGCUCAAGUCUCACGCAUACAUCUACUAUAGCAUAUGGCUCCUCUAGGAACUCUGAGUUCAUCAGUGCUCCUGGCCACUGUCCUGUCCUUCCUCUCGAGCUUCCUUCUCCCUGCCUUUCCACUUGAUAGCACAGCACUGCAUAGUGACCUCCAAACCCUUCUUUGCCUCAAGGUCCAUCUCUCUGACACUGCCGGGCUUCUAGCCUCAUGGAAGAAUGAUUCCCUUCAAUUUUGCAGUUGGGCUGGUGUUAGUUGCAGCAGGAGGCACAGAUCUCGCGUUGUUGCCCUGGACCUCGGGUCGUUUGAGCUCAAUGGCCAAAUACCUGCUUGUAUUGCCAAUCUCACUUUCCUCGAAAGAAUCCACUUCCCAAAUAACCAGCUCAGUGGUUCGAUUCCUCGUGAGCUUGGCCAACUAAAUAGGCUGCAGUACCUUAACCUCAGCUCGAACGAUCUCAGUGGUGUGAUCCCGGACACACUGUCGUCCUGUUCUCGCCUUCAGAUCGUUGAUCUUGGGAGAAACUCCCUCCAAGGUGAGAUUCCUCCAAACCUGAGCCAAUGCUUAAAUCUUCAGAAGCUCAUCUUGCAGCAUAAUGGACUCAGUGGAGGUAUCCCAGAAGGGCUGGGGAUGCUCCACAAUCUUUCAAUUUUGAAUCUUGCUAGAAAUAGUCUGACGGGAAACAUUCCUCCUUCACUUGGAUGCAAAUCUUCUCUUAGAUCUGUUGUUCUUACAAACAAUAGCCUCACCGGACCAAUCCCGUCUCUCCUAGCUAAUAGUUCAUCACUUCAAGUGUUGGACUUAACACACAAUCAUCUCGGUGGAGAGAUUCCAUAUGCUCUGCUAAAUAGUAGAUCACUUAAAACAAUAAGACUUGGGUUGAACAACUUUGUUGGGUCAAUACCUGUUUUCUCGCACACUGACUCUCCCUUGGAGUAUCUCAUUUUGACAGCAAAUAAUCUUUCAGGCUCCAUACCUUCUUCAUUAGGGAAUUUAUCUUCCCUUUGCCAGCUCUUGCUUGCAUACAACAAUUUUCAAGGUAGCAUCCCGAUGAGUAUAGGUAAAAUUCCAAACCUGCAAGUGCUGGACCUGACUUACAACUUUUUGUCAGGAACUGUCCCAACCUCUCUUUACAACAUGUCAGCACUCACAUACCUUGGCAUAGGCAUCAAUGGCCUUGUGGGGGAAAUUCCACAUAACGUAGGGUACACCCUUCCAAGCAUCCAAAAAUUGAUUUUUCAAGGAAACCAAUUCCAAGGCCAAAUCCCUGCUUCACUAGCAAACGCAACCAAUCUUAUGUUGAUUGAUCUAGAAGAUAAUGCAUUCCGUGGAACUGUUCCUUCUUUGGGUUCACUUCCAAACUUGGUGGAACUGGAUCUAGGCAUGAAUCAGCUCGAAGCUGGAGAUUGGUCUUUCCUUACCUCACUAGCCAAUUGCACACAGUUGGUCGACUUAUCUUUAUCAACAAACAAAAUCCACGGAACAUUGCCAAGUUCCAUUGGUGGUCUUUCAAACAGCUUGGAAGUUUUGCGGUUGACAGAAAAUAACAUAUCUGGGACAAUACCACCAGAGAUAGGGUCCCUCAUAAACCUUAGGAUUCUUUACAUGGAGAAAAAUCUAUUUACCGGAAGCCUCCCAGACACACUCGGAAAACUUUCAAGGUUGUAUGGACUAAGCUUAUCUCAAAACAAACUUUCUGGACAAAUACCACAUUCAAUCGGUAACCUUAGUCAACUGAGCGAACUCUAUUUGCAAGAAAAUAAUUUGAGUGGACAAAUCCCCGGAGUAAUAGGACACUGCAAAACAUUGUUCAAUUUAAACCUUUCUUGUAACAGCUUUAGUGGAAGCAUACCGAAGGAUCUGACUGCAGUUUCUACCCUUUCUAAAGGUUUUGACCUAUCUCACAACCAACUCUCCGGACCAAUACCACUGGAGAUUGGUGACCUGAUAAAUCUUGGCACCCUCAACAUUUCCAAUAACCAAUUGUCUGGACAGAUUCCCUCCACUCUAGGCCAGUGUGUCCAAUUGGAGUCCCUCCACAUGGAAGGUAACCUUCUUGAUGGAACAAUCCCUGAAUCUUUCACAGAAUUGAGGGGCAUCAUCGAGAUAGACCUUUCUCGAAAUAAUCUUUCUGGAGCAAUACCUAAACUAUUUGAGUCUCUCAGCUCCUUGAACCUUCUCAAUUUGUCCUUCAACAACCUCGAAGGACCAGUACCAAUAGGUGGGAUAUUUCAAAAUGAAAGCGAGGUGUUCAUUCAAGGGAACAAAAAGUUAUGUGGGAGCACUCCAUUGCUAAAGUUGCCACUUUGUCAUGCAGAGACCUCCAGACAAAAGCACACUUCCAAAAUCCUUAAGAUGGUAGGACUCAGUGCUCUUUCUUUGGCCUCACUAUCAUGUUUAGUGGUUGUUCUUUUGAAGAAGAGGAAAAAAUUCAAACAAGCAUCCCAUCCGUGCUGCAAGGAAUUGAAGAAGUUAUCAUAUUCUGAUUUAGUCAAAGCAACAAAUGGUUUCUCCUUAGGCAACUUGGUUGGUUCAGGGAAAUAUGGAUCAGUGUACAAAGGUAUACUUGAAUUUGAAGAACAGGAAGUUGCUAUCAAAGUUUUCAAACUUGAUCAACUUGGAGCACCAAAAAGCUUUCUUACUGAAUGUGAGGCAUUGAGGAAUACUCGUCAUCGUAAUCUUGUUAAGGUGAUUACUGCAUGCUCCACAUAUGAUCCUGCAGGGAAUGAGUUCAAAGCUCUUAUUCUUGAUUACAUGACAAAUGGUAGCCUAGAGAGCUGGCUCCAUCCGAAACUGAACCAGUACUGUUUGAAUACCCCAUUGAGUUUGGGCUCCAGAGUACUGAUAGCAAUGGACACAGCUUCUGCCUUGGAUUAUUUACACAACCACUGCGUGCCCCCAAUAGUCCACUGUGAUUUGAAGCCCAGCAAUGUUCUUCUAGAUAAUGUCAUGGGUGCACGUGUUGGUGAUUUUGGGUUGGCUAAGUUUCUUCACAGUUAUAGUUCUUCAAGUAUUAAUAGUUCUACAAGCGUAGUGGGACCAAGAGGAUCAAUUGGAUACAUUGCACCAGAGUAUGGUUUUGGGGGCGAAAUCUCAAGAGAAGGAGAUGUUUAUAGCUAUGGAAUUAUCAUCUUAGAACUGCUAACAGGGAAGCGGCCCACGGAUGAAAUGUUUCAGGAUGGUUUGAGCCUUCACAAAUUUGUGAAAAAGGCUUUUCCUCAAAAUAUUGACGAGAUUGUAGAUCCAAAUAUCAUUCCAAAUUUCGAUGAUGAAGAUGACGGCCAUAAUUUAGACAAUGAAAAUCAUCCAAUGGCCGGAAUGAUGAGCUGCGUCAUGCAGCUUGUUAAGCUUGGUCUCUCAUGCUCUGUUGAGACACCCAAAGAUCGGCCAACAAUGCAGGAUGUUUAUGCUGAAGUCACCGCAAUCAAAGAAGAAUUUUCAGCGCUAUGCGGUUGAGGAACAAGACAAUUUUCUGUUAUUCACAUAUUACUGGUGCAUGAUGGCCUAUUCAGAAAGCCUUUUACCCUAGAAACCAUUUACGUUGUGUGAGUUGCGUUCCAUUUCGGUACUGAUUUGGGUUUGUAAUGUAUCAGAACUUCUAAACAUUUGUUAUGAAAUAAAGUUUAUCAUCGGAACUCCA
Phragmites australis (common reed) is the source of this 3763-nucleotide messenger RNA. Its product is annotated as probable LRR receptor-like serine/threonine-protein kinase At3g47570. The record is from RefSeq and is a predicted model, not a curated record. The transcript is spliced from 2 exons. Gene Ontology annotation, molecular function: protein kinase activity; ATP binding; protein binding. Bases 163 to 3579 code for a protein of 1138 amino acids. Gene Ontology annotation, biological process: protein phosphorylation. NCBI's taxonomy places the organism in Eukaryota, Viridiplantae, Streptophyta, Magnoliopsida, Poales, Poaceae.